Messenger RNA from Hemibagrus wyckioides, 2148 nucleotides. Its product is annotated as E3 ubiquitin-protein ligase TRIM35-like. The record is from RefSeq and is a predicted model, not a curated record. The transcript has 6 exons. The coding region runs from base 38 to 1453 and encodes 471 amino acids. Lineage: Eukaryota; Metazoa; Chordata; Actinopteri; Siluriformes; Bagridae. Gene Ontology annotation, molecular function: protein binding; zinc ion binding.
UAAAUCGUAUUCUUGGUGACUUGAACGAAGGGAGAAGAUGUCAGCUGAAGAAGAUCUCUCCUGUCCAGUGUGUUAUGACAUCUUCAAAGAUCCUGUUGUCCUGUCAUGCUGCCAUAGCAUCUGUAAAGGGUGCCUGGAAGAAUUCUGGAGAAAAAAGGAAAGGCGCGAGUGUCCAGUGUGCAAAGUGCUGAAUCUAUACGAACCCGAAUCUAACACCGCAUUGAAGAUUCUGUGCGAGUCUCACUUAGAGGAAUACAGACAGAGAUAUGCAGCGGGCUCUGAACAGCACUGCAGCUUACACAGCCAACAACUUAAACUCUUCUGUCUGGAAGAUAAACAGCCUAUAUGUCUGAUUUGUCAAAUAACUCCAGAGCACAACACCCACGAAUGCUAUCCCAUAGACGAGGCUGCAGAUCACUAUAGGGAACUCAAUACUGCACUAAAGCCCCUACAGGAAACGCUGGACUGCUUCAGUCAAGUGAAACAGUCUUACCACAAAGCCACAGCACACAUUAGGAGGCAGGCCACACGCACAGAGCAGCAGAUAAGGAAUGAGUUUCAGAAGCUCUACCAGUUUCUACGAUUUGAAGAGGCAGGGAGGUUACUUGCACUGCGACAAGAAGAAGAGCAGAAGAUUCAGAUGCUGGAGGAGAAGCUGGACGAGAUCAACAGCGACAUGUCGUCUCUUUUGAAACUAAUCAGAGUGAUAGAAGAGGAUAUGUGGACUGAAGAUCUCUUAUUCAUAAAGAACUUUGAGGCCUCAGUGGCAAGAGCUCAGUGCUCCUUUGAGGAUCCACUGAUGGUUUCAGGAGCACUGAUUGACGAAGCGAAGCACCUGGGCAACCUGGCGUACAGAACGUGGGUGAAAAUGAAGGACAUCGUGCAGUACAGUCCCGUCAUUCUGGAUCCCAACACCGCACACAAAUCGCUUACACUGUCCGAAGAUCUCACCAGCGUGACAUUUGAUGAAACCCAUGACCUGACUCACCUUCCUGAUAACCCAGAACGGUUCAAAUCAAGCGUGUGUGUCCUCGGUUCUGAAGGGUUUGACUCAGGGAGCCACUGCUGGGACGUUGAGGUUGCGGAUAGGAGUUUGUGGGAGGUAGGAAUAACCACAGAGUCCAACCCAAAAAAUGCACGGCUGUUUUAUAGCGGCGUGUGGAGCGUUGAGAGUAAUUGUGGGUUUUACACUCGCUCUCCUGCUCGGCCAAAGUCUCCGUUCUCUGCUGAGGGAGGACUAGAGAGAAUCAGAGUCAAGCUGGACUGGGACCAGGGACAGGUGUCCUUCUCUGACCCGCUCUAUGACACAGAAAUAAAAACCUUCAAUUACACAUUUACUGAGAAAGUCUAUCCAUUUUUCUGGAGUCACUGUAAGAGGUCUCCUCUUAAGAUUUUACCGAUGAGCAUUUUACCCAUGACAGUUCUUGAAAUGAGUAAUGUAAGAUCUGACUGAAGGCCCUGAAUUAUCUGUUAGUCUAAUGAAGAAAAACAGAUUUGUUGAGAAACAUGUCUAUAUACACUGAUAAAUCUAUGGAAAAAAAAAAGUGAAUGCUAAUGAUUUUUGGUGCUUUGGUAUUUUAUACAAGAGAGCUAAAAUACAGAUUUUUUUUUGGGGGGGGGGGGUUAAAAUUAAAAGCAGCACAUAUGAAUAUAUUUUCUCUUUUCUUUCCUUUUCUUUCAUUUUUCAAUUUUAAAAAUUCUCUUGUUUCUUUCCCUCACACUUCAUGCCUUCCAUUUUUUUCCUGUUUCCUUGUUUUAGAAAUGGCUUUAAUAAUCCAGCUUCAUAUGUUUCCUUAACACUUCAGCAACUCAAUACAGCUUUGAAAUUAUGAUUACGCAAUGGCAAAAAUGUGAUGUGAUGCAAUGAAAUGUAAACAAUAAAUUAAACUUUCAUUGCAAAAAAUGUUUUAAUAUCUUGUGUGUGUAUUUUUUAAUUGUUCGUAUUUUGCUAAUUUUGGGCAAUACUAGGGAAAUGCACAUUUUUUACAUGGAAAUGUCCUUAGGUGGAUAGAGAAAAAAUUGUUUAGAGCAAUAAAUGAGUUACAGUCAAUAACUGUUGAUUCACAAAGGUAGAAUAAAUAUUCUUGCAAAGCAAUUUUGUAAAAAAAAAUUGUCGUGCUGUACACAAAAUAGGUGUAUUAAAUUCAG